Messenger RNA from Mugil cephalus (flathead mullet), 7750 nucleotides. It is a transcript of the gene ripor3, whose product is annotated as RIPOR family member 3. The record is from RefSeq and is a predicted model, not a curated record. Lineage: Eukaryota; Metazoa; Chordata; Actinopteri; Mugiliformes; Mugilidae. The coding region runs from base 670 to 3723 and encodes 1017 amino acids. The transcript has 26 exons.
ACAGAAUAACAAGCUGAGACAAGGAGAGCAAGAGCUGGAGAUCGAGCAAAAUUAAAAGCAGGAGCGGCAAAGUGGAGAUGGAGAGAAAGAGAAAGCGUCCCGAGUGUUUUAAUUGAAGCUGACAGAAUGAAAAAAAAGAGCAGAUUGGAGGCUCUGAAAGAGGAGGAGAAAAACACAAAAAAAUGGGAGUGGAGAAGAGGCUGAGGGGGAGAGAGCGGCGCAGAGGAGAGAGGAGAGACGGAGCUGACAGAGGAAGAGAGAGCGGAGAGAUAUGAGGAGAACUGAAGAGGAAGAAAGAGAAGAGAAGACGGGGGGAACUUAAUUCACCGGUCGGUUUCAAGCUUCUCUGACGUUGCGGUGAAACCCUCGGGAGCUGCUGCUGCGGCUGCUUCUUCAAGACUGAACGCUAUCAGGACCAAACAGGCAGCUGCCAAACCCACUGACACACACACACACACACACAAACACACACACACACACACACACACACACACACAAAGCUGUGUUGGAUAUGACUCGUCCGCUCAGGCAGUUUCGUGUGUUGGACUUGGACUGACAGUUAGGAAUAACAGGUUCCCCGUCCUGCCAGUGUGUUGCGUGAAGAUGAAGUGACGGUGACGGCAACUUCACAGCUUGGAUGUUUCCAUCAGAUGUAACAGAACAACAAAGAUGUCGGUGAAGCUGAGAUUCGACUCUCCUUCAGACGGAGGCCUGGUUCACAGAAGCCGCUCGUUCACUGGGUUCAGCUCUCUGACCGGUCGUCAACGGCCGUCUUCAGUCCGUAACUCUCUUCGCUCCAAAGCCAUGGCAGGAGGCAAGUCUCCCAGGGUGCAACUCUCCCCCCGUAGAGCGUCCGCAGCUAUCUGGUCUCUGCAGCCGGACCAGGUGGACAGAGUCUUCCAGGCGUUACGCAAAGGACUCAAGGAGUAUCUGGACGGUCACCAGGCAGAGAUGGACUUCCUGUCCUCGCAGCAGAGAGAGACCAAGAGAAACUCCAGACUGGCCUUUCUCUAUGAUCUGGAGAAGGAGAUGAGAGCGUUGGAGAGAUACAUACGAAGACUAGAAUUUCAGAUCAGCAAGGUGGAGGAGCUGUACGAGACGUACUGCAUUCAGUGGAGGUUGUGUCAGGGGGCGGUCAACAUGAAGAGAGCCUUCUCCCUGUCCCCGUCCACCAGAGCCUCCAGAGAGAGUCUGCUGGAGCUCACCCGCAAUCACAGGCACAGUCUGCAGGACAUGUCAACCAUGGAAGGAGAUUUAGAAAUCCUCCUUGGAGAGCUACACAUCAAAAUGAAGGGUCUGAUCGGCUUCGCUCGACUCUGCCCUGGAGACCAGUACGAGGUGGUGGUGCGGUUGGGCCGUCAGCGAUGGAGGAUCAGAGGAAAGAUCGAAUCAGACGACACUCAGUCCUGGGAUGAAGAGGAGAUGGUCUUCCUCCCACACAUACACCACAACUUUGAGAUUAAGGUGACAGAGGCGAAGGGUUUGGGUUGGCUGCUGGUUGGUAUGGUAACGUGUGCCAGCGCAGACUUCUUCGUGGCGAGGCCGCAGCUGAUGUUGGUGGACAUCACGGAGCUGGGAACCAUUAAACUGCAGCUGGAAGUCACCUGGAACCCGUUUGACAGCGCUGAGAAGAUGAGGCCUCUCUCUGUCAGCAAGCAGUCGGUGUCCAGCAGAAAGAGUUCAGUCUACAGCUGGACGGCACCGAGCACCCCGUCCUUCACAGAGAAAUACUUUAUAUCGAUGGUGCGUGAGCUGCAGGAUCAGGAAGGUUCGCUCCCAUCUCUGGUGUCUAAAGGCCGUCACAACAGAGGAGGCGUGUCUCUGCUCAGCUACCUGUCCAACCCUUCGCACACCUCCUUCACGUCCAGCCCUCAUAGCCCUUACACCCCGAGUCUCACGCGGGCUCACAGCUACCCCUCCAGCCACAGUCAAGGCACCAGUCUGGGAGGAAGCCAGACUCAUCUGUCCCUGGGAGAGGAAGGAUCUCUGGAGGAGGAGGAGCAGGACACGAGGAAGAGUAUGGAUGAGAAAGUGGGGGAGGAGAAGUGGGGAGGAGUGUUAGAGAGCCCCUCCUCUCCAGAAGACAGUGAAACCAGUUCCCCUGUGGCCUUACAGAGGUCGAGCACUCCAGACAUCCUCAGGAAGAACACGGCCGGGGAACCAGACCCUGAGACAGAUAUUACAGCCCAGAUUCAGGAAAAUGUGCAGGACUCCCCAGAUUGUGAGGUGGACGGUGCCUCGGCUUCGCCCACGCCCUCCGCUCAGCCUCCAGCUGUGUCCCCUUCCUCCCCCGCGGGAGCUGCCCUGGCUCAGGGAAAGCCGGGGGUGAGCGGUGUCCAGCGCAGGGCCCAGGCCCUCAGGCUGGGAGCCCUGAUCGCAGAGCUGGAGAAAACACUGCAGGACCAGAGCUGCUCGGACAAGGAGCUAAGAGCCCUGGACCACCAGAUACUGCACCUGGCAACCAUACUCAAGAAUGACCUCUCCCUGCUGAGAGGCUCGUCAUCAGAGGAGACUCUGGCCGUUGAGGAAGUCCUGGGCAGCUUUGACUUCCUGUCGCAUGAUUUUAAUGCAGAUGAUGACGCUUCCUGUCUGGGCAGCAUAAGACUAAAAGACAGCGGCAUCAGUUCGUUCCAGCAGAGCACUCUGAGGAGCCUCGGCAUCCUCUCUCAGGACAGCCAGUCAGCUUCUGAGGAAGAGCUGGUCAUCACCCCGCUGACUUCUGGGAACUGGAGUCUAGACCAAGCUCUGGAGACUCACCUGGAUAUCUGUUGCAUCCUGCUACAGAUGAUGAAAGCGACCGACUUCGGCCCCUCUAGGAGGGAGCUGCUGGGGGAAAUGUCUCUGCAAGCUGAAGUCCUGGACAGAGUCAGCUGUCUGCUGCUGGAGAAGAACGACAGCAUCUCCGCACGAGACAUCCUCCCUAAGGCCCAGAGAACGAGGGAUGUGCUGCUGUUCUGGGGGGAGUGUGUAAACGACGGCAGCUCUCCUUUCUGUUGCCACGUCGACAGCUUCUCCAGAACGCUGAGGAAGCGUUACACACACAAGGUGAAGGCCAAGCAGCCCGGGCAGUCAGAGAAAGUGUUUUCUCAGCUCGUGCAGCAGGUCCAGACAUCCUGCCGGGUGCUGCCCUGCUCUCGGCCGGUCUGCAGCCCGGAGAGAGUCACCCUCUUCCAGCUGUCAGUGUAUCUGAAACGCUGGAGCUUCCAGGAGCUGGGAGAGCACAUCUCCCGCCUCUCCAAAGAAGAGUACAUCCUGUCCACCCUGAAGAGCCCCAAACGGAGGCGGGCUUUAAACAAACUACGGGGGCGGAGCAUCUCGGAGCUCCUCCCACUAAGAGAAACCUUGCGGACUCUUGCCGACCUGCAGCUCGAUUCCAACCACAGAGUCUGCAAAGCUGCCUCCAACUGCAUCAGCAGAGCUUCCGGCUACAAGGCCUUCAGGAGCAAGGCAUUGGUUUACUACACAGAGAGUCUGAAAAGCACUGACGUUCACAUCCAGCACGGCUCCUGUUUGGCCCUUAAAUGCCUCAGGGCGGCAGAGAGCGUGGACCACAUAGCAGAUUUAUGGAGAUCAGAGGACGAAGAUCUUCGAAGUGCGGCCAGAGAGACGGUCCUCUCCUUUGGUAAAAAAGGACACCAGGCCUUCCAGAGGAUGGACCAGCUGUACAUUGAGAUGGAGGAGGAAGCUUAUCGUAACAAAGAGACUGAGAUUACCAUUCUAUAGGAGACUAUUGUGGAUUUAUAAUAAACAGAGACCGUGAACACAUCGACUCUCAAGGCCGGAGAAAAAAUUCACGAACCUGAGCCAUCUUACAUUCUGGGAAACCUUGAUUUUCUCAUCAAAGAAGAAUCUGAUUCUUCUGCAACUCUGCAGAUACCAAAGGAAUGAAAGAAUCAGAAUUACUUUAUUGAUCCCAGGGGGAAAUUGCUUAAGCAGAGGAGGAUCCAAUGAUGGUGAUUUUUCUCUGGAAGGAUCUCUCGCUCACUGACGUUCGUCGAUGAUUUUUGCUCCAAGGCUCCGAUAUUUGCUUCGUCCUGCAUUAUGAGAACUUGAAUUUAUUUGCGUCAGCUAUCUGGAGCUUUGUUUAAAGGAGAUCUGCCGCAGUACCACUUAUUAUUUAACCUCAUAAGACGAUCUUGUGCAGCAGUCAGCAACCAGUCGGCAUUGUUGUUUUAUUUGAGAAAUGAAGGAUAUAUAUGUUACAUAAUUAUUAUUAUUUUACAUGCCGCUGCAGUGUGGUUAAGAGAAACAAUGAGGAGCAAAUUAUGAAUAUGAGGAUUCGUGUUUCUUUUAGUUUGAAUUUUUGUUUCAACAAUAGUUUGAAUAAAUCCAAAAUGGCUUCUGAAAUAUUUCCAGAAAGCAGCCAAAAUGUCAAAGGGUUGUAGUCCAAACCGCUUUGGGAAUCGUCAUUUAAGAGAUCUUCUUAUUGUGUUAAGCUGUUGUUGUGUGGGAAAAAGUGGAAAGUGGAGCAUCUGUGUGUUCGUGGCUGACGAGAGUGUGGAUUGCCAGGGUUGAUAUUUGCAGUACAUACAGUAUGUGCAUAGUUUUACUUUGAAAGAGGUAACAAUCAAUAUGCAAUGCAACAGGGGUCUUCAAUGUUUUUCGGGCCAACGACCCCAAAAAUUAGAGAGAUUAAGUAGGGACCCCCUACCUACUCUAUGUUCUUCUAUAAUAAACUCGGCCUAGUGCUACUUAUAAAUAUACAUUAUAAUCAUCAUUUUGCAUUCAAUAUUAUGCUAUUCAAAUAAUGCACAGGUCCAAAUAUUCAAUUUUUAUUUCAAACAUGUGCAACAGUAGGGUGACCGUGUCGGAAAAUUGUGGGGGAAAUUAAAAAAAAAAAAAAAAAAAAAAAAUGUCUAAUCAACCAAAUAUUUUGUGACCCUCCUGGAGCCCUACGCAAUACAAAGUAUAGCCAUUUUAUCACUUUAUUUUAUAGGACGAGGUCACUAUAUUACCCACAAUGGUGCACUAGUGCAUGACAUGAUGGUUUUAAUGCAGGAAACACAAAUGAUCCAGUCUGAUUUGACCAUAAGGAAACCUUCACGUUAAACAAAUAUGCAUGAGUGAAGAAAGAGGGAAAAAAGAAGUAAAUGAAUUACGAAUUAAAAGCAAGGUAUCUUAUGUCCUUCAAAACAACAAUAAAUCUGAUUUUUAGACAGCAAGUUCAGUUCAAAUAUCAGUUUAUUCAUUUUCACAAAACUUAAAAAAAGAAAAAGAAAAGUAUUUAAAAACUCUCCUGUGCCAGUUUUUCUGGCUAAAUUGGUGACCCUAACCCUUUAACAACAAAUCGUGCAAACUCUGCAACAGGACUCCCUGCUAUAAAUCAUACAUCAAAUCAAAGUUAAAAUGUGAAAUAACUGAGGUCUUUAAGAAUUAAAAUAAGAGUCGUUGCAAUGUAAAACCAACAGACUUAAGUUCACAUUAUGGUGAGAUUUAUUUCCCAGUUACCGUCUUGUUUUUAGAGCAAUCGCGUCUUAAAGCUGCUGCUGCUACUUGUGUCCAGGGCCGCUGCGAAGACGAGACGAAGCUGCAGGUUUGGUUUAUUGGAAGUGUAUGAAUGUAUGGACGGGUGUGGAUAUUGUGGUCAUAUUGUUUUUAUCAGAGUUUCCAUCAAGGGUGCUUUCUUCAAACUGCAAACAAGAUCUCAAAAAGAUGAGCACUCAGCAUCAGUUUAAGUCUUAAGCCUCAAUCAAAGGACUUAAAGUCAGGAUAAUCUGUGUGGGCGACGUCUGGAAGAUGAAGAGAUUUUAUAAAUAACUUGAAAUCAUGUUAAUUGUGAUAAUAAAAUGAGUUUGUAUCAUUAAAAUGUUUUAGCCAAUAUUCUGAUAUCAUUCUCUCCUUUUCAAUCUACUCUACUGCGAUCGCAGAAACAGAGACGGGUGCCGCCCUCUGUUGGCCGAUCAGGUGAACUGACAUCUGAGAAGUUCCCUGAACUGAGGAUGCUUUCACUCACCACAGAGUAGAUUUGGCUGCGGUUAAAAUGACCUGCGACAUCCAUUACUGGGAUAUUUAAGGACUGUUUGUGAGGUCAAUAAAAUGUCCUGGGAAGAUUUUUUUUUUUUUUUUUUUUUAAAUCUAAAAAGCCUCAUGAUAACUCUUUCAUCACAAAUGUAAGAAUUAAAUCAACAUUUUCAGCAUACCAAGGCUCUCAUGGUGGAAACCAUGUCACGAAUCAGCUCCACCGCGCCAUUAAAAUCUCAUUACAGUGUUCAAAUGUAGAGCAGCACGGGAAGAAAAUGUAAGUGUUUUUUUUUUGUUUGUUUUUUUCUAAAUAAUCAGAUGCUGAGUCAGAUUAGCCCAUAAAACCUAAAAAUGUUGCAUAUCAACAAGAACCAGAGCCAGGUCUUAACUGGGUUCUCUGCAUGUUCUGGUGUAGCCUCCUCCUGCACGAACAGGUGGUUCAGGAUUUGAACUUUAAGAGGAAACAUUUCAACAUGUCAACAUUCUUAGUUUUGACUGUGAAACUCUCGGAGUUAAAGACCGAACACCAAUAAUCUGCUCGUCUUUGGGAGUUUUUCCAGCUGCGGUAUCGAGAAAUGUUUUGGAAGAAGAAAGUAAUGAAGGGAUAUAAGCAACAUCAGCUGUGUUGGAACGGUAACGUUUGCUAAUUUGCACUAAACUCAAAGGACCUGAGGCUGAUGAGAGACGUAGUUGUGCAAAUAUUUGGUACAAAAGCUGGACUAAAAGUUACACAAAGUUGCUACCAGUCACCCUGAGAGGUACGUGAGUGAAAAUCAAUUCAAUUUCUACCCAAAUCAAAGUCCUUCAUGUGUGACUGACAAUAUCUUAGUAAAACUAAUACAUGUUUAAAUUUUAGGCAACGGAAAUAAUGGUUAAAUAAAAUAAAAUAAAACCAAUAAAACGUGUUUUAAAGAAAUAAUUUAAACCUAUAUAAACCUUUUUAGAUAGCAGGGUGAGAUCUAAGCUUGCAGGGGAUGUUAUUUUUUGUUGUUGUUCCUGGACUGUUUUUGUGUGAUCUGGUCUGCUCUGCUCUGGGUGGGUGGUACAUUUCUAAGUAACAUCCACAUGAAUGCCAGGUCUAAAAGUUUCCUGCUAAUCUCCUCGUAAUUCUGCAGAAUGACCAAAAAAACAAAAAACCAAAAAAAAAAAAACACAGAUGGUGUCCAAAGUAAAUUCUAAUGCAAAACCUUUUACUCAGAAAUGAAAAUUCAUUCCCCAAACACAGUUUUAAUGUUUGAUACAACACUGAAUUCCACACGGUUUAACACGUUGAGAGGGAAAACUUUAUUUAAAUUAAAACCAAAGCAAUCAUGAAGCAGUGAGAAAGCACUGCGACGGGAGGCUGCACACACACGCACACACACACACACGCCAAUAGGUACAGAACACCUCAGCUUGUGUCUGACAGCUAAAUAUAACACUUACAGCAGUGACACACAAGGAAACUCACACAACCAGAAAACUUCUGGGUCGAUUUUCCCUCAUUCCCUCAGUCAGCACUCUGCGCUUCUUAUUGCUGCUGGAAUCAUCCCGUUUCCUUUUGGGUCACCGCUUUCGUUUUUUUUUUUGUUUUUUUUUACACUUACCAGCAUGUCAUGAUCACAACAAAUACACACCUAUCUCACAUUACACAAAAGUGUUUUUUCCAUUCACCCUGCACGCAACCGCACAUCCAGACUUUUCUACCCUUUGGAUACUUUCAGCAUUUUUUUAUUUUAAUUCAUUAAAAUGUGUGAACCUAACUUAAGGACAAACCAACCGCAAACCCAUGCACGAGAAAAAGAAACUG